CAUACCACACAUUGCAAUGAUGGCGAGGCAAAGAAUGACUGACUGCCUUUUCUAACUUUUAUUUUCUGUCUGGUUCUUUUACUAAGUUUUUGCAAAUUAUGUGCUCUACGAAAUGAGGAGAACAGGAAGGUUUCUUCAUUCCUUGUAGGCUGUUUUGGUUUUAGUUCUCAUGUCUUAUGGCUUAUUUUAACCGUUUCCUUGUUCUGGGGUAAUAAGCAAGCGGACCAACCUGACAUUGGACCGUAUGCUAUCUUUUAGCUUUAUUUUGAUCCAUAGAAAAGGGCGGUGUGAAUCCCUGAAACUAAGGAAAAGCCGUAGCCAGUGUCAAACAUAUGAAGACUAGAAUUCCUCUCACAACGCACCUACCCUUGACCCCAGGAAAGGGUCCCUGAUAUCGAGGGACUACCAAAGUACCCAUUAAUCUAUGACCCAUCAUGUUUUCUCUUUUCCCUUUACCCCGUCUCCUACUUUUGCUCACAAGACCAAUAUUUUUUUUAUGUCCUCAUGAUUUUGUUAAAUACUGUCAUGAUUUUGAACAUUAAGCGCUGUACUAAGUCAAGUCUUUCUAAGCAAUGGAGAAGGUGAGUUGGAAACUCCUUUCACAUGGGCUAGCAGAGACUCUUGGCCCAUCCUGUAGAAAGUCUCUUUCCCAAGUCUUCUUGUAUCUUAUUUCCAAGUCAACUGCCGUGCUAAGCAGAUAAAAGAGAGAAAACAUGGUUUAAAGGGAGAGGAGGAUUACCCUGUUGCCGUCGGUAUAGUGCCAAUGCUUUUAUUGUUGAAUUGGGGAUUUCGCAUGGGAUCUGUUUCUUUUCUAGUUCUAUUUCUUCUCUCUCACUCUGUGCUUCUUUCUUCUGCUGAAGAAGAAAGGAAACAGCCUCCAACUUGUCCACCCUUUGACUGUGAAAAACUGGGCCGACUUCACUUUCCCUUCAAAAAUGAAACAAACUCAGAAUGCGGAUUGUGCACAAUAGAACGAUGUACUGAAGAGCUUCCACGGAUCCAACUGGAAAGGGGCGGAAGAUAUUUUGGGGUGAAAAACAUCUCUCAGGCUGAUACCAUUGUAAUUCAAGAUGAUUUGCUUAAAGAGUACUUGCAACGCAACAUAUGUAAAUUCAUCGACAACUUAACUUCUUCCCUUUCUCCUUCUGUUUCUUUCACACCAGUACCCACUCUAACCGCAACUUCUUCCCUUUCUCCUUCCGUUUCUUUCGCACCAGUACCCACCCUAACUGUACUGACCCUGUUCAAAUGCCACCGUAAUCACAAUAUUGACCCUAUUACAGAGUAUAAUUAUACCAGAUGUCAUGACUUCAUCAUCUACUAUAAUCAACCAAAUACUUCCAUUCCUCCACCUCCACCUCCACCUCACUGUUCAAUUAUCCAGUAUCCAGUAAACAUGAAUUUAGAUAUCGCUGAUCUGUUUCCCCUGUUGACUUCUGAUAUCACUCUUCAAGUGCUUGUGUCCCCAGGCUGUUGGCGUUGUCACCAUCGAACAGGCCAAUGCCAAGAUGAUGGAAAGGGAAAAUUCCAUUGUGCACAUGUAAAAGGGAAUGAAAAGCGACUGAAGCUAGCCCUAGGAUUAGGUAUCAGUGCUGGAAGCAUUACCAUCUUAAUAAUUUGUUUCUUUAUCAUCUGGCAGAGCCAUAAGAGGGAGUAUGCUCCAACUUUCCUCUCAAGGAACACUUCUUCAGAUCCCUCUUCAAAAUCAGAGUUGGAAAUAACGGGGGCGUAUUUUGGCAUCCCCAUUUUCCCCUACACUGAACUUGAAGAAGCCACUAAUUAUUUUGACCCUGAUAGAGAAAUUGGAGAUGGAGGUUUUGGAACUGUAUACCAUGGACAACUGCGAGAUGGGCGAGAGGUUGCUGUCAAGCGCCUAUACGAGAACAAUUACAGGCGGGUUGAACAGUUCAUGAAUGAAGUUAAAAUCCUCACUCGUUUACGCCACCGGAAUCUUGUCUCCCUUUACGGCUGCACCUCACGCCACAGCCGUGAACUCCUUCUGGUUUACGAAUUUAUUCCCAAUGGCACAGUCGCUGAUCAUCUCCACGGGGAUCGAGCAGAUUCAGGCUUACUCACAUGGCCUAUCCGAUUGAGUAUUGCCAUAGAAACUGCCACCGCAUUAAGUUAUCUCCAUGCUUCUGAUGUUGUACACCGGGACGUGAAAACUAACAACAUUCUCCUAGACAAUAGUUUCUGUGUUAAAGUCGCAGAUUUCGGGCUUUCACGACUCUUCCCCACCGAUGUUACUCAUGUCUCAACCGCUCCACAAGGGACUCCCGGCUAUGUUGAUCCAGAAUAUCACCAAUGUUACCAGCUUACAGAUAAGAGCGAUGUUUACAGCUUUGGGGUUGUCCUUAUUGAACUCAUAUCAUCACUGCCUGCUGUAGACAUUAGUAGGCACAGGCAUGAGAUCAAUUUGUCUAACUACGCUAUAAACAAGAUACAAAAAUGUGCAUUUCACGAGCUGAUAGACCCGCAUCUUGGAUUCAAUUCAGAUCUUGCGGUUAAUAGGAUGACUACUCUGGUGGCAGAAUUGGCCUUUCGCUGUCUGCAACCUGAUAAGGAAAUGAGGCCUUCCAUGGAUGAAGUCUUGGAGAUUUUGAAGGAAAUUGAGAGUGACAAGCAUGAAUUGGAGAACAUGGACACAGCAGCGGACAGUUUUGGAUCUUCGAUGCGUAAGCCGCCAUCACCUUCACCAGAUUGUGAUGAAGUGGGGUUGUUGAAAAGUGUCCAGCUGAUGCCAUCACCAGAUACUGUGAUCGCUCAAUGGCCCAGUAGGUCUACUACACCAAGCGCCAGUGCUUAACGUUUCCCUUAGUAUUUUGCUUAUUUUCCGAAGGAGAUGCUAAAAAUAUGUGAAACAUGUGACCAGAUGUAAAUGAAAGGGUUAAUGUUCUUUCUCAUCUUCCUAUCUUUGUUUUGUUGUCCAUGUACCAGAGAUGAAUCUCAGAUUCAUUGUCUACUGGAUUUAAGGUCUGAGGGGAAUAUACCAAGUUAAAGAAGCUGCCAUUGA
This is a messenger RNA of Vitis riparia (riverbank grape), 3013 nucleotides long. RefSeq names its product LEAF RUST 10 DISEASE-RESISTANCE LOCUS RECEPTOR-LIKE PROTEIN KINASE-like 1.1. The transcript has 4 exons. Gene Ontology annotation, molecular function: protein kinase activity; ATP binding. Bases 764 to 2806 code for a protein of 680 amino acids. NCBI's taxonomy places the organism in Eukaryota, Viridiplantae, Streptophyta, Magnoliopsida, Vitales, Vitaceae. Gene Ontology annotation, biological process: protein phosphorylation. The record is from RefSeq and is a predicted model, not a curated record.